AUGGAUUCCAAAGAAGAUGGACAGACUUCUAAAGCAAAGGCUUCUCAUAAACCAUCCAAAACUCAAGCAACUGGACCUUCCACUGUGGAAAACUCAUCAUCACCUAAAAUCGCCAUGGCUGCAUCCAACUAUAUUGCACUUCUUAAAACCCAGGAACAACCUACAGAAGUCGGUGUUAUAGUUGAAUAUUUUCAAAAAUUUCCAUUGGCAUAUGUACUGCUUUCUACUUCUCCAGCUCCACACUCUCUUGUUUCAAACGUCUUCUAA
This is a messenger RNA of Lactuca virosa, 267 nucleotides long. The record is from the annotation of a GenBank genome assembly. NCBI's taxonomy places the organism in Eukaryota, Viridiplantae, Streptophyta, Magnoliopsida, Asterales, Asteraceae.